GCCCAGCGUGUCACAACCGCGCAGGCGGCGGUAUCUGGAGCAGUCGGGGCGGGCAGGCCCACGAGCGAGACGAGCGGGCGAGGACAGCGGCCGCGAUGCGGGAAUGCAUUUCAGUGCACGUGGGUCAAGCUGGAGUUCAGAUUGGCAAUGCCUGCUGGGAGCUCUUCUGCUUGGAGCAUGGCAUCCAGGCGGACGGCACUUUUGGUGCUCAGGCCAGCAAGGUCAACAAUGAUGACUCCUUCACCACCUUCUUCAGUGAGACGGGCAAUGGGAAGCAUGUGCCCCGAGCUGUCAUGGUAGACCUGGAACCUUCCGUCGUAGAUGAAGUUCGAGCAGGAACCUACCGGCAGCUCUUCCAUCCAGAGCAACUGAUCACAGGAAAGGAGGAUGCUGCCAACAACUAUGCCCGCGGUCACUACACAGUGGGCAAGGAGAGCAUUGAUCUGGUGCUGGACCGCAUACGCAAGCUGACAGAUGCUUGCUCUGGCUUGCAGGGCUUCCUGAUCUUCCACAGUUUCGGUGGUGGCACUGGCUCAGGCUUCACGUCUUUGCUGAUGGAGCGCCUCUCCCUUGAUUAUGGCAAGAAGUCCAAGCUGGAGUUUGCUAUCUACCCAGCACCCCAGGUCUCCACUGCAGUGGUGGAGCCCUACAACUCCAUCCUGACCACCCACACCACCCUGGAGCACUCAGAUUGUGCUUUUAUGGUGGACAAUGAGGCCAUCUAUGACAUCUGCCGCCGAAACCUGGACAUCGAGCGCCCCACCUACACCAACCUCAACCGCCUCAUCAGCCAGAUCGUGUCCUCCAUCACGGCCUCCCUCCGCUUUGAUGGAGCCCUCAACGUGGACCUCACUGAGUUCCAGACCAACCUGGUGCCCUACCCCCGCAUCCACUUCCCACUGGUCACCUAUGCACCCAUCAUAUCUGCUGAGAAGGCCUACCACGAGCAGCUCUCGGUGGCUGAGAUCACCAGCUCCUGCUUUGAGCCCAACAGCCAGAUGGUGAAGUGUGAUCCAAGACAUGGCAAAUACAUGGCCUGCUGCAUGCUGUACCGGGGGGACGUGGUGCCCAAAGAUGUGAAUGUUGCUAUUGCCGCCAUCAAGACCAAGAGGACCAUCCAGUUUGUUGACUGGUGUCCCACAGGCUUCAAGGUGGGCAUCAAUUACCAGCCACCCACUGUGGUGCCAGGAGGGGAUCUGGCCAAAGUCCAGAGGGCUGUCUGCAUGCUGAGCAACACCACUGCAAUUGCAGAAGCCUGGGCCCGCCUUGACCACAAGUUUGAUCUAAUGUAUGCCAAGCGGGCCUUUGUGCAUUGGUAUGUUGGAGAAGGGAUGGAAGAAGGAGAAUUUUCUGAGGCCAGAGAGGACCUGGCUGCCCUGGAGAAGGAUUAUGAAGAAGUGGGGACUGAUUCAUUUGAAGAAGAAAAUGAGGGGGAGGAAUUUUAAAUAUACAUGUUCCCCUUGA
Molecule: messenger RNA, 1464 nt
Organism: Heterocephalus glaber (naked mole-rat)
Lineage: Eukaryota; Metazoa; Chordata; Mammalia; Rodentia; Bathyergidae
Gene: Tuba8
Product: tubulin alpha 8
Biological process (GO): microtubule-based process
Cellular component (GO): microtubule
Molecular function (GO): GTP binding; structural constituent of cytoskeleton
Source: RefSeq, a predicted model, not a curated record